Messenger RNA from Parus major (Great Tit), 7497 nucleotides. It is a transcript of the gene XIAP, whose product is annotated as X-linked inhibitor of apoptosis. The record is from RefSeq and is a predicted model, not a curated record. Gene Ontology annotation, cellular component: cytoplasm; nucleus; spindle microtubule. The transcript has 6 exons. NCBI's taxonomy places the organism in Eukaryota, Metazoa, Chordata, Aves, Passeriformes, Paridae. Bases 4359 to 5936 code for a protein of 525 amino acids. Gene Ontology annotation, biological process: regulation of cell cycle.
UUCUGUUGGCCUGGUUAUGUACAUUUUGUAGACAGGGAGAGCAUAAAAAUCUUUGUGACUUAAGUCAAAAUUCAGGAAGAUGUAAUAGCCUACUAUAACUGUGAGCAGCUGACUGACUUCCUGUGAUGACAAACCCUGAGGGGAGGCUAAGUAGGACCUGUUGGAAGAACAGACAAAUAAAGCUGAGCUGAUAGGGUUAUGUAAGCUUUGGCACUGAAUCAGGAGGCAUUCUGUACAAACCCUCUUUCUAAAAUAACUCAAAAACAUCUGAACAUAACUUUUUUUUUUUUUUUUUUAAUGGCUAUUGAUAAUUAGAUAUAUGCUGAAAUUUGCAACCACUGUUUAAAUAUAUCAUGUUUGUGGUCAUUUUAAUCUUUAUAAGUAGGUUUUUAGUCAGCAGCAUGCACCUUUCUUGAUGUAAUUGUAGCUGAGCAGACAGCAACUGAAGUUCAUUGAAGUGACAUAUGCCUAAUCUGUGUGUCAGCUGGUACAGUAUGUUCUGUUUGAUAUUUACUUGGUGCAGUACUCACAUUUCAAAAUUCAGUCAACAAUAAACACUAACAUGUACCCUGUGGUCAGGAACAUGGGAUUGUGCACGUAGUUUUCUGAUUUGGAGGUUGCUGCCAUGCUAGUCAUGUAAAAAAAUGAAAAAUAACUCCUUAUAGUGCCAAUUGAGUUUGGGGUUAAGGAUGGAAAUAAUCAUAUCUAGUAAAAUAUACUUGAAAUGGAAAAGUGAGUUUUGUACUUUUCCUUUGAUACUUUUUCAGCUCCAGGUAAUGUGAUCAUGUAUUUUUGCAUAAAAUCAAUACUUGUUAAUGUUUUAAAAGCUGAAUUAAACAUGUUUGUUUUGCAGAUCUACAGUGUACAAUUUUGCAUUUUGAAUAAGUUAACAUUUUUGCUAUAUAUUUUUGUCUCUACAUUUUCUUCUGAAACAUAAUCAAUAGGCUAUAUAAAUUGGUAAUUCAGGUUGAAGGAGGGGGGUGUCUUGUGGCAAAUAGCCUUCAGAUGUUUAAAACCAAGAUUAAGCUUGGCUCAGCUUCUGGAAGAAGCCUUUUAGGCUAAAAUAUACAUUGUUUACUCACUGUAUAAAAAGAUAUAUAAUGCUUCAAUAAUAGUUAAGAUAUCUGGGUUUUAGAAGUGAAGAUGAUCUUUAAUAUUUCUGGACCUUCUACCUUUAAUUCGCAUGUGGUUAAUUAAAACCUAUGCAAAAUGCCUUAAUUUCAUUAUAUUUAGAGUAUAUACUGACCUCCAGUUGGCUACUGGUAUAUAUUGGAAAGUCUUGUGUGCCCAUCUUAGGUAGCAGAUUUUUGUGAAUUUUUGUUUCUUAGCUGUAAACUAUUCAAAAAUUAACCCUCACUCAUUUUUCUGCUGCAGUUAAUAGCUGUCUGAGUGCUGUUAUGAUGCCAGAUAUUGUUCUAAAUCGUUAUUCCAACUAACUGGAGUUAGGCAACUGCUAAGAAACCUGUGCAGAAAUGCUCUGCCUAACCUAGCUGUAAUUUUACACUUUGAAUAGUUGCUUUUAACAGUUGUUUGAAAUAGAAAUAAUUAACAUGAUACUUUAUUUGAAGUAGUACUAAUGUUGUAUAUAAAACAGUACUUUACACAGGCAAGGAGUUUGCCUCAAUGUUUGAUAAAGAUGUUUCUCAUAGAUAAAACUGUAGUGAAAUGUAAACCAGCCAUGUUUUGAGGGACUGUUUUAAGGGAAGGUCUUCAUAGUGUGGCUGGAACAUUGUUAAACCUUGCCUAUACCUGGGAGGGACUGGUCCUGCUUCUGUUGCAGUUGUUAGACAUUGCUUUGAGAGGCUUUUAGAAUGAUAGUUGAACCUUUCUUCUCCAAGUGACCAUGAUUAAAUUAUGUGGUUGAUACAAUUAGAAAAAGCUAGUUCAUAUUAAAGAAUUGAUCUGUUAUGAUUGUACCUUCUGUGUCAGUACUUACUACUUUCCUGGUAUAUGCUUUUCAUACUGUUUUGAUUUUGAGGAUUGUCUCCAGAGAAUCCAAAUGUGGCAAAUAUUUUCAUUAUCACCAUGGGGAGGGCAUAAUUUCUAUUUUGUUCACAAUGUUAACAGAAGGAUUUUUUGAACUAUCAUAGCAUUGUAGAACAAACAAAUGUACAUAAAAAAUUAAAAUGUAAAAAAUUUAAAAGGAAGAUUUUUUCACUGUUUCUGAAAUAAUUUCUAUACAGGUACAAUAGAAAUAGAGGUAUACUCCUAUUCAUACAGCAAAACUCAUAAACAUUUGUUUGGGGUUUUUCAGUGGACAGUUUGAGAAGGAGUCUCUGAAGGAUGUGAGGUAGGUUUUGUUUGUGUUCUUUCAGGAAGUCUUUCAGGCAUGGAGAUAAGAAAAUUAGUAUGCAGCUAAGUGGUUUUGAGUAAUACCAAUUAUUUCAAAUGUAGUAGAGGUAGAUGCUUAAGGUCGCUUGAGAUCUUUGCAGGAACAGUUCUAGAGGCUUAAAAGUAAGUUUUUAUAAAGAAAUCGACAUGAACAAUAAACAUGAAAGCUUUUAAGAUUUCAUUAUAAAAAUAAUUGUUUUAAAUAUAUGUAUGUAUAUAAUAACACAGAAUAUGCGUUCUGUGACAGCUUUCAUAUUACUAAAUGUAAUUACUGGUUUGGGUUUUUUGCCCUUCAGAGUCAAAACAAGCAUAUAGGUCAGAUUUGUAGGUCAGUCAAUGCAAUUUAUUCAGAUGUUAUUUCUGAGUUUGCUAAGCUGAAACAGAAAGCCACAGUAUAAUUUCUAGUGUUAUUACAUUAGUCAUGAACUGACGGACAGAUGGAAGAAAAGCUGGUGCUCAGAGGUCUUGUAUCCAUGAUUACAUGAAGCACCCGUACCAGGUGACUGAUGUCAUGUUUUCUCCACCUGCUUAAUUAUUAUCUGUGUCAUCUUGGCAGGAUGCAGCAGUCCUGCAAUACAUAGGCAUUUUAACUUCCCCCUCCCCUUUCUGGACCCUAAGAAAGAUUUUGUAGAAGCUAAAUAUGGUGUUACAGAAGUAAUCAUUGUAACACCUGCAUUGACGUUACAGAAUGUAUAAUCAAUAUUAAUGCAGGUUGUGAGGAAGCUAUAUUUUUGUGUGCUGGCGUACCUUAUAUAGACUGGAAAUAGAUAUAUUCCAGGAUUCCUAUAGAAAAUGGAGAAGAACACUUGUUCAGUUAAAUACAUACUCUGUUCUUCCUUACAUGCCUUUCCUUUUGCUCAUUGCUGAACUAUUACUGCUUUGUGCUAAGAAGUUUAUUUGGGCAAUCUCAUUAUAAUUUAAUUUACCUCUUUAAGAUGUGCAACAGCAGUAGCCAAGACUUUUUAAGUGAAUAGUAUCACUGCACUUGUCUGGAAAGAGCAGAAUGUGUACUGUGCUUUGAUGUCAUCCAUGUUGGGAUGAAGGUGAUGGCUCUGUCAAUUUGUGGUUCUUGCACAGGACCUGCUGCAGCCAAGUUGCUUUGUUUCACCCUCAGCAAAGAAGGGGCUUCUUUGAGUACUCUUAGCAGCUUUCUGACACAGAAGGGACACGAGGCAGAACUGGUAGUUGGUACUCACCCUGGAAAGGUGUAGGCAGGGGCAGGAAUGUGUGACAAGUGCUAAAAAGAAUGGCAUUCCUUCAUGGAGGGAAGGGAGGAAAAGCUGGGGUGAUGGCAGAGGCACAGGAAUUUUUGUAGAGGGUGUAGGCAGGGUGUGGAAAAGUGGAAGCAUAUGUUGGACAUAAACACUAGUGCUGGGCAGUCCUAACACACUGAUCUUAAAAGCAAUGCCCAGCACUUUGGUAAAAUGACCCAGUGAAAUAUCUGAUAGUUUAUUUCAGAAGAUAUUUUGCUAAAAUACAAAUUGAGGCAUGUCUUUACAAUAUAACACAAGGAAAAAAAACUUUUUUCUUUUUGAUGAUGGUUUUAGCAGUUGCUGCCCACCUGUAAUGGGCAUGGGGGUCAUGGCCGUCAUAUGAGGCUAAUAUAUAGUUGUGUUUGAGAAUUGACCUCUAAAAUCUUGCAACUAUGGUCUGGUUCAGAUCAGUAUUUUAAAUUUAGUAACUUUGUAUUUUGGGUUCAGAAGCCUUUUGGCAGGGUUUUGGACAGAACUUUAUUAAAGUAUUUUGUUGAUUUCAUUCUUGCAAUCUUUAUUAAGAAAUAUAACAUACUUUUAAAGCUAUAAACCUGUGUGUUCACCAGGUAAAUGUUUAUAGGCCUCUAAGACAUCUUGAUUUUUCUGCUUUUCUUCACAAAUUUUUUAUUAUUUUGAUUUUAGUACCUUGGUGUUUGCCUUUGUGUGGCAGGUAAUAUGGGCAAGGGUGUAAUGAGGGAGAAGAGAAAGAGUUGUUUUUUUAAUAUAUAAAGGAUGGUAGCUGAAUUUAGCCAGCUUCCAGGGUUGUGAGUGGUUAUGAUCUAUCCUUCUGUCUGGGAAAUGAAAAUCUGUAUUCUUUGUCUAGGAAAUCUAAAGGAGAACCGUGCUUAUGAAGAGAUGACGUGUAAUGUCCCACAGAACUCAGAAGCCUCUGCACACACUGACAGUGCCCAGGAAUGGGCACAGGAACAUGACCGACAGGGAACUUUUGUUGGAUUUCCACAGGACUGUCCUGUUUCUGUGUUAGCUCUAGCACAAGCUGGCUUUGUUUAUACUGGAGAAGGUGACAAAGUGAAGUGCUUCAGUUGCCAUACAAUUAUUGAAGGAUGGCUGCCUGGGGAUUCUGCAGCUGAGAGGCACAAAGAGCUUGCCCCCAAAUGCAAGUUUAUUACUGAAUCUGCUUUUCUGGAAACUAACAUGGAUCCUGUUGCCCAGAACUCCCAGAGCAGAACUGAAAAUGGUUCCGGCAAUUCAGCCCUCCCAUGUUCUCUGGAUGACCCUCAUGUGGAGGCAGAUUACCUUUUGAGAACUAGGCAGGUUGUGGAUAUGUCAGAUAGUUUGUAUCCUAGAAACCCUGCUAUGUGCAGUGAAGAAACAAGGUUAAAGUCUUUCCACAACUGGCCGCUCAGUGGCCAGUUGACUCCACAGGAAUUAGCUAAUGCUGGAUUUUAUUAUACAGGUGUUGGUGACCAGGUGGCAUGUUUUUGUUGUGGUGGAAAAUUGAAGAACUGGGAACCCACUGACAGAGCUUGGUCAGAACACAGGAGGCAUUUUCCCAAAUGCCUUUUUGUCCUGGGCCGGGAUAUUGGAAAUAUUUCAAGUGAAUCUAUUCCUGCUGAGCAUGGCAUAAGUGGUCUGAACAAUGCACAGCACCCAAGGAAUCCCUCUAUGGCAAAAUAUGGAAAACGCUUACAAACAUUUUUAUCUUGGAUAUAUCCUGUUGACAAGGAGCAACUUGCAGAAGCUGGAUUCUAUAGCAUAGGUAAUGGUGAUCAUGUUGUGUGUUUCCACUGUGGUGGAGGAUUGCAAGAAUGGAAGGAAAAUGAAGACCCUUGGGAUCAACAUGCCAAAUGGUUUCCUGGGUGCAGAUUUGUGAGCAAGGAAAAGGGGAUAGAAUUUAUAAACAAUGUUCACUUAAGAGAUGGAUGUAGAGAUUCAACAACAGAAGCAGCUGAAGGGAUAAUACUUCCUAAAGAUGAUCUCUUACAGAAUCCUUUGGUACAAAGUGCCAUAGCCAUGGGUUUCAGUUUGUCUGAGAUUAGGAACACCAUGGAAAAGAGAUUGCAGAUGACUGGAGAAAGUCACACAUCUGUUGAGGAUCUGGUAGCAGACUUAAGUGCUCAUAAAGAAAAUACAAGGGAAGAAGAACCAAAUGAAAUCCCAGUUGAGCAAGAUGAGCUUAUUCAGUUACAGAACCUCUACCUCAGUACUGAAGAGAAGUUAAGACGUUUGCAGGAAGAAAAGCUCUGUAAAAUCUGUAUGGCUAAGGACGUGUCAGUUGUCUUCAUUCCCUGUGGUCACCUAGUUGCCUGUAAGGAAUGUGCUCAAUUACUUAAUGAAUGCCCUCUAUGUCGUACGGAUAUUACGAAAAUACAGGAAAUUUUUAUGUAUUAAUGAAGUACACAGCAUUAUGGCCACAAAUGUUUCCUGUUUUAUUACUUUAAAAAUGUGUAAUGUAAUGUAAAAAAUGUAGUUAAUUCCAGAAUGUAACCAUAUGGCAGGAUUUAGAUUUUUCUGCUGUUAAACUCUACACAUUUUAACACUUUACAAAUUAUUUUCCUUAGAUGAAAUUUUUUGUAUGUAUAAUGCAAUAUGUAUGAAAGGCAAAUAUGUAUAUUUUGUAACUUCAAUUCAUAGACCUAUUAUGAGAAAGCCCAAGUAAUGUUAACCUUUAUUUAUGUGAUCAUUCUUUUGCUUCACUUUGGUAGGACUCUGCAUGACUGAAGUUUGUGCAAAUAGAGUUGUACAAAGAGCCUGUCCCUAUAUAUAAAUUUUAAAUAAGUUAAUUCAAAAUAUAAUUGUACACAUGUAUAUUAUACCUGAGCUUUUUUUUUUUUUUUUUUUUAGCUUUUUAAAAAUAUUAUGUAGGAUUGAAAAUAGUCUCUUUUUUUCUGUAACUUUGGUUGUGACAUAGUUCGGACAACACACAUAAAACUGCUCCUGUAACCUUAUGGUUACUUCUGCUACUUUGUAGGUUUGUCUGUUGUAAUUUAAUUCCUGUCUCCCCAUCUAUUUUUCUGGUUCAGAUGUAUAAAUUGUCUUCAGUAAACUGGUUUUAGUCAUCUGUUUUUCACAAAGAUCCAUCUUUAUAUAAAAUGUACAUUAAUUUUAUUGAUUAAAAGAUAACUCAAGAGAAAUUAAGUACAUGUACCCUGUGCCCUUCAUGAGAGGAGGCUCAUUUUAAAUUUGCCCCCUACACAUAAAGAUGUUCAGUUUGACAUUUUUCUUCUUUGUUUUUUUUAAACAUCAUUAUCAGUAUCAUCCUAACUGAUUUAUCUGCUAACACUUUGCACUGCUUCAUAUCGUAUAUUUUCAUCUAUUUUUAUCUCCUAGAAAACGCUUUUUUUAAAAUUCACUGGCAAUGAAUUAGAAAUCUUUCAAUUUUGUCUAUGUCAGUUUGCAGCAUUUAAAUUUAAAAGUUGAGAACUAUUCUAAUGAAUGCCACCUUAAAAUACUUAAACUACAUUUUGCUGGACUGAUCCUUCAUUUCUGAUUUUUAAGGUGUUACAGCUUUGUAUUUAGGUACAGCUGUUUUACGAUCACUGCUUAAUUAUGUGACUUCCUUAUUUUGUGGAGCUGCUGAUAUGUUCUGUGUAUAUAUUUUUGAGUUCUACCUACUAAGGUUUAGAAUGUAGAAUAUACAGAACACUGUUUUUCAUGUUACAAAAGUUUUGGAUACACAGAAAUGUAUUAUCUACCUUUUCUAUUUUUUUAAAUCUAUGCUGUGUAGUGGUAUGAAUAUUUAAAAUAAAGUGCAAUCCAGUGUUCCUUGAUCAGUGUAUUUGAUUCUCACAUUAAAAAAACCCCAGAAGACUGCUUGCUGUUGCUUUUUGUUUUGUAAUUAAACUUGUUAAUUUAACCUGAGUGCUGUUAAGGAUAAUGAAUAUAUUUUAAUCAGAAAGGAAAUAAAAAUCUGUUGCUUGUAUAGAUUAAAGUUUGUUAAUUAUAAAUCUAA